Molecule: messenger RNA, 3329 nt
Organism: Lytechinus pictus (painted urchin)
Lineage: Eukaryota; Metazoa; Echinodermata; Echinoidea; Temnopleuroida; Toxopneustidae
Product: eukaryotic initiation factor 4A-III
Exons: 12
Coding region: 41-1237 (398 amino acids)
Cellular component (GO): nucleolus; catalytic step 2 spliceosome
Molecular function (GO): RNA helicase activity; mRNA binding; ATP binding
Source: RefSeq, a predicted model, not a curated record
UAGCCCAUAAUUGAUCAUUUUUUUACCGACAGACAACAAAAUGACGCGUCGCGUGCUGUCACAAGAGGCCCAAAAUAUCACUUUUGAGACGAGUGAAGAGGUGGACGUAACCCCAACAUUUGACUCACUUUCUCUCAGAGAAGACCUCAUUAGAGGAAUUUAUGCAUAUGGAUUCGAAAAACCAUCUGCAAUCCAGCAAAGAGCCAUCAAACCAGUUGUAAAAGGCAGGGAUGUAAUUGCACAGGCUCAAUCUGGUACAGGAAAGACUGCCACCUUUUCUAUUUCCAUUCUACAAUGUCUAGACACACAGCUCAGAGAAACACAAGCAUUGGUGCUGUCUCCAACAAGAGAAUUGGCCACACAAAUUCAAAAGGUUAUCCUAGCCUUGGGUGACUAUAUGAGUGUCCAGUGUCAUUCCUGCAUUGGUGGGACUAAUGUUGGAGAGGAUAUUAGAAAACUUGACUUUGGUCAACACGUAGUCUCGGGGACACCUGGCAGAGUGUUUGACAUGAUCAGGAGAAGAAAUUUGAGGACGAGAGCCAUCAAAAUGCUGGUCCUGGACGAAGCAGAUGAAAUGUUGAACAAAGGCUUCAAGGAACAGAUCUAUGAUGUGUACAGGUACCUUCCUCCUGCAACCCAAGUAGUACUCUUCAGUGCCACAUUACCGCACGAGAUCUUGGAAAUGACCAGCAAAUUCAUGACAGAUCCAAUCAGAAUCCUGGUCAAACGUGAUGAAUUGACCUUGGAGGGUAUCAAGCAGUUCUUUGUUGCCGUGGAGAGGGAAGAAUGGAAGUUUGACACGUUGUGUGACCUCUACGAUACACUCACCAUCACACAGGCUGUCAUCUUCUGCAACACAAAGAGGAAGGUUGACUGGUUGACUGAAAAGAUGCGGGAAGCGAACUUCACGGUGUCGUCCAUGCAUGGCGACAUGCCACAGAAAGAGAGAGAAGCCAUCAUGAAGGAAUUUAGAUCAGGGGCUAGUCGUGUCCUUAUCACUACCGAUGUAUGGGCCAGAGGUCUAGAUGUUCAGCAAGUGUCCUUGGUUAUCAACUAUGAUCUGCCAAACAACCGUGAACUCUACAUCCACAGGAUUGGUCGUUCGGGUCGUUACGGACGUAAAGGUGUUGCUAUUAACUUUGUGAAGAGUGAUGACAUCAGGAUUCUGCGUGACAUAGAGCAGUAUUACAGCACACAGAUUGAUGAAAUGCCCAUGAAUGUUGCUGAUCUCAUCUAGACUGGAAAGGUGCUACAGAGAUGAUUUACCUUCGUGAUCCAUUGCGUCAUCAGUAGUCCAUGCGCCCAUUCCAUGAAUCUUUCUAUUGUAUUCACCGUGCUAUCGGUGGUAACUACUAUGGUAACGGGGCUCAGCAGCCAAUCAGAAGCAAGGUUGCCAUGGUGACAGGGCUCAGCAGCCAAUCACAAUCAAGGUUGCCAUGGUAACAGGGCUCAGCAGCCAAUCAGAAUCAAGGUUGCCGGGGUAGUCACCAUGAUAGCACAGUUAAAUAUAAGAGUAAGUUUUCAUGCAACAGGACCCAGGCUAGUUCCACACAGGUGGUGCCCACUGCAAAAUUGAUCAUUGAAUCAAAGGAAUUGUCCUCUUUGAUUGUCCCAUAAUUCAAUUACAUUCAAUUCAUUCUGUUCUUGUCUCCUCCGAUACUGUUUCUGUCAUUAUUAUUGGUACAGUCCUACCAGUGAAACCGGCACCAAACAGACGGACCGAUGAUGGGUCAUCGAAAGUAAUGUUAUCGCUUUGGUCAGGCUGGGGUUUGUUUUUGCCGGUCUAUCUGUGGCGUAAGGUUAGCAUUAUUCUGUCAUAACUCUUGAGUUCUUUGUUCAACUAUAACCUAUAUCAGUGCUCUUGCUGUAUGUGGCAUUCUGUCACAUUUAGAUCAUAUUCAAUAAUUUUUAGUAUUCCACACAUAAAAAUGAGAUAUUGAUAUAUUUCAUCUGCUCAAGGCCAGCAAUAUUGGGAAUAAUGUUGCUCGGCAGACAGCAUUUUAGGAAAAUAAAGGAAGAGAUACAAAGUUAAAGGUCUAUUCAAUUUCUAUUUCAAUCCGUCAUUGGUAGAUUUGCAUGUGAUGGAGGAUAGGACGAUUAAAUAUUCAGUGCAUUUAAGUCACAGAACUAGCAUUUUGCUCUGUAUACCAUGUAGGUCAAUUAAUAGAUAAAAACUGUACAGUGUUGUAUAUAUAUUUUUACUAUUUUAUCUGUGGUUGAAGAUGUAAUAAGUUAUCUUGUUUCAAGAAGUUUGUCAUUGAAAGGUAACAUAUAUCCCAGGUAAAUCUAAACUAUCAAACAUUUCAGAAAAUUAUCUUUGUCAACUUUUUUUUAUUUUGUGUGACCCUACAAACUUUUCUGAUUCAGAAACAUUUUCAGAAACAAGAAAGUCAGUGAAAAAAAAGUUAUAUAUAUGCUAUUUGUAUAUAUUUUAAAGCAUAGAAAUUAUGAUUUGUUUAUCUUUAGCAAUGAAUGGGUGUUUUGCUGACAGUAUACAAGCUCAUUACAAGGUUAAGUUAAUAUACCACUUCUAAUUUUACAGAAAGGAAAACCACAUCUAAAACAAUCUUAGAGAGAUGUUUCUGUGCUAUUUUCAAAUUGCAUAGCAGGAGGGGGGGGGGAUAAAAGUUACCCCCCCCCCUUUUUUUUCCCGGACCUUUGUCUGACUCACAGGCCUGACUCACUCUGAAGUCGGUUUUAACUUAAACUCAGGUUUUAAAGUUGUGGUUUAAGUAUGGACAGCCAAUUGUUACAUAAUCACUAACAGUAGAGAUAUCAUACUUUCAGCUCAUUCGGCUCUCAAAUCAUUCAUAAUUGUGUAGGAAGUAUAAAUAGAUGAUUGUCUUCACCAUCGAUGAAUCAGGACAGGGCACAGUAAAUAUAAGAAACAUACAACUUAAUAAAAAUUUUGAUACUUUUGGCUUUCCAUACUUAAACCACAACUUUAAACCUGAGUUUAAGUUAAACCCGACUUCAGAAUACGGGGCCAAGGUGUCUAAAAUAUUACAAUGGAGAUUACAGACUACAUCCUCAAAUGUCUUAUUGUUCCUGAUCUGUUUGAAUCUUAACCUUUUUAUUAGACCCAGAAAAAGAGAUAUUUGUAAUACACAUCUAAGCAUUGUGUCAAUCGGAAAGUGUAGGAUGGGAUGUAUUCAGUUUACAUAGAUGUUUUUACAAAUAUUGUUAAAAUAGUUAUGUAACAUUCAUUAUAUUGCUGCCGUUGCAAUGAAAGGUUUCAUGAGAUUAUGGAUUUGAUCAAUAUUUUGAAUACCCCCUGUCAGUAGAAUUUUGUUUUCUUUUGUACAAUAAAAUGAUUUAAAAGUAUUUAA